AUGCAUUUCACGGACGCGGAAGCUGAGAAUGUGAAGACUUGGGUGGUUAAGAGGUUGGAAGACAUUUCAGACGCAGAUUCCGAUGUCCUGGCAGACUACGUGCUAGCCCUCAUUAGCACUGAUGCGCCCGAUGACGAAAUCAAACAGACCUCCGUUGAGAACCUAGAAGAUUUCUUGAGAGAGAACACCCAACCAUUUGUGGACGAGCUCUUUACCAAAUUCGGCCCUAAGCCAGCUGCUCCAGUGGCAGCUCCUCAACCACAGCCCAUUCCCACCCCUCAGACGCAGCCAGGUUACGAUGUCUCCGCCGGUCCCAGAACUGAUUUCUACAACCGAAAACGUACGUACAACGAGGGCUUCCAGGGCGAGGAAGAUGCAGGGAACGGAGUACCGCAGAACCGUGCCUUCAAGACUCCGCGCCGCGGGCGAGGUAAUGGCCGUGGCGAUUGGCAGGGACAUGGUGUGCAGCAAUAUCCCCAGGGACAGCCUGGCAACUUCCCCAAUCCUAUGAUGCAAGGAUUCCCACCGUUCGACCCGAAUGACCCGAUGGCAGCGGCUAUGAUGAUGCAGGGUAUGCAGGGCAUGGGCUUCCCGCAGAUGCCCGGUAUGCCUAUGCCUGGAAUGCCUGGAAUGCCCGGUGCUCCUGGUCAGCCUGGUGCUGGCCCGAUGGGCUCGAUUAACCAGCGCUGCCCAUUCUACGAUACCCAGGGUAUUUGCUACCUGGGCGCUACAUGCCCCUACCAGCACGGCGAAGCUGGAUCCCAGAAUGAAUAUGACCCGAAGGCCGCAUCGUCUGGUGCGCACCGUGGAGAUUAUGGUUCUUCCCGUGGGGAACGUGGCCGUGGCCGUGGGCGCGGUGGGCCAAACGCACGAGGACGUGGCGGCAGGUCCGACUUCUCGUCAGCAGGGCCGAACGAGGACCAGUCCAUCACAACGAUUGUGGUUGAACAGAUUCCCGAGGACAAGUUGUCUGAGGAGGCAGUGCGUGAGUUCUUCUCGCAGUUCGGCAACAUUGUCGAGGUGACCCUGCAAUCCUACAAGAAGCUGGCACUAGUAAAGUUCGAAACCUUUGCGGAGGCCAAGCAGGCCUGGUCAAGCCCCAAGGUGAUUUUCGACAAUCGCUUCGUCAAGGUCUACUGGCACAAGCCGAGACGCGAUGAGAAGAACGGUGACUCUCAACAUGAAGCUCCUGCUUUCGACCAGGAAGAGUUUGAAAAACAGCAGGCCGAAGCGCAAAGGGCACACGAAGAAAGGACUAGGAAGCGCCGCGAGGCUGAAGAGGCUAAACAGGCUCUUGAACGCCAGCGCGACGAGCUUUUGAAGAAACAUCAAGAAGAGAAGGCGCGCCUGCUGCAGCGUAUCGGUGGUGGCGGGGCCUCGGACGAGAUGGUCAUCACCGCCGAUGACGGUCAUGAAAACUCUGGCGAGAUGGCUGCUGCUUCCGAUGAGAACGUGAGCGAGGAGACUAAGAAAUUGCGAGCCCAGCUAGCUGCUCUCGAGGCAGAGGCGAAGACUCUCGGCAUUGAUCCUUCCAACGCCGAUUCCACUCGUGGCGGUUACCGUGGUCGUGGUGGCUACCGCGGCCGUGGCACGUACCGUGGACGUGGAGGGUAUGACCCUUCAUACAGGGGUGGAUCUCGCGGUCGAGGUGGUUUUAACCCCCGUGGUCGUGGCGGAGGCGUGCUUCGUCUGGAUAAUCGGCCAAGGAGGGUCGCUGUCUCGGGCAUCGAGAUCGGUUCUGAUAACGACGAGGCUCUGCGGCAACAUCUGAUUGGCAUUGGCGAGUAUGAAUCCGUCGAGCCCAAUCCCGACCAGGCUGGCUCGGUGAUUGUUGCUUUCAAGGAGCGCUAUCAAGCAGAAAAGUUCAUGUUCAGCCGCUGGAACGCACCCUCUGCUGGCGAAGUCCAGAAGUCCUGGGUGCCCAACCCACCUAUCACAAUCACGCCGACUGCGACGCCGACGGAGAAGAAUGGUCUCGGCGAUGAUGAUCAGGACAUGUCCAUGGACACUACCCCGGUACCUCAAGCGGCACCAGGGAACAUGCCCCAACGGGAGAUGGACUAUGAUGUUGCCGAGGAUGACAGCUGGGGCGUUUAG
Messenger RNA from Penicillium cataractarum, 2097 nucleotides. Its product is annotated as CCCH zinc finger and RRM domain protein. Gene Ontology annotation, cellular component: nucleus. NCBI's taxonomy places the organism in Eukaryota, Fungi, Ascomycota, Eurotiomycetes, Eurotiales, Aspergillaceae. Gene Ontology annotation, molecular function: metal ion binding; RNA binding. The transcript has 4 exons. The record is from RefSeq and is a predicted model, not a curated record. The coding region runs from base 1 to 2097 and encodes 698 amino acids. Gene Ontology annotation, biological process: mRNA processing.